This is a messenger RNA of Ascochyta rabiei, 1113 nucleotides long. RefSeq lists its product as uncharacterized. The transcript has a single exon. The record is from RefSeq and is a predicted model, not a curated record. Bases 1 to 1113 code for a protein of 370 amino acids. NCBI's taxonomy places the organism in Eukaryota, Fungi, Ascomycota, Dothideomycetes, Pleosporales, Didymellaceae.
AUGUCCUCGCCAAACACCACUCCAUCUCCUCGAACCGCGGGUUCUGCACCGUCUGCCGAGCCCCAACACCCACCGGCUUCUCUCCCCAAGAAACAGCACAUGAGCAUCGACUUCUUGACCUUCCCGGAGCCGUCUCCUCAGCCUCUGGAAACUGUACCUGUGGGCUCGUCUGUCGGCAUACAGGGAGCGGUGGGUACGCGUAGUGGUCGUGAUGGUGGUUUGGGCGGUGGUCAUCAAGAUUCGGGUAAGGAUCGCGAUAUGGAUAUGGAGGAUAUCGAUGAUACAAUCGAUGGAGACGACACCAUGGACGGCCCCAUGGAUAUCGACACGGACACGGACAUGGACAUACAUCCCCAUCUAACAACCCACAUCCCAGCCGCUGACGACUGGGAGGCUAUCGUGGCGUACGUCUACGGCUCUCCUACUCCUUCAUCAUCGACACCUCCCUCCGACACAUCAUCUAUACACUACUCUCUCCUUCCCUACCCAACCGCACGUCCUCCCCCGCGCCCGCCGCCGGGGCUUGUGCAUCCUUCUCUCAGGGCGCGGGAGCAAGUGGGCGGUGUAGAAUGGGGUGUUGACGAUCAAGCGGCCGACGAGAGGGAAGUGCGGAGGAUGAAAAUCAGUUCGAGAUUUGCGCGCAGGGGUGCAGAAGGUGGGGGCGUGCGGUUUAGGAUGAGGAGGUGGAGUGAAGGAGGUGCGAGGGGGAAGCUGAACUCGAACUCGAACUCGCUCUCUCCCUCCCCUUCCACUUCUUCACACGCACACGCACAUGCACAUGCACAUGCACAUGCACAUGCACAUGCACGUGCACAAUCCUCACCCAUCUCACCACCCCUACGACCUCCCACCCCCGCUUCCACAUCCACCUCCCUCCUCUCCAACCCGCCCGACUCUUUCCUCUCACCCGACCUCGACCUCGACCUCGACCUCGGCCCCCCAGACCAAAGACCCGCGCACCUCUGGGCCAAGAUGGCGAGCGUCCUGCAUCCCGCGAUGCAGUACUCGCUGACUCACCCUAUCCCACCACGCCACAACAUAGCGCUACCGUUGCGCAAUCCAAAGAAAGCAGACAUCGACUUCUCCAUGGAGAAACGAGCCACACACGAUUAA